Messenger RNA from Liolophura sinensis, 2731 nucleotides. RefSeq names its product protein yippee-like 5. The transcript has 3 exons. Lineage: Eukaryota; Metazoa; Mollusca; Polyplacophora; Chitonida; Chitonidae. The record is from RefSeq and is a predicted model, not a curated record. The coding region runs from base 121 to 486 and encodes 121 amino acids.
UUUUGAUUCUGGCAGAUGGACAGAACACAUCCGAUCUUGAACUGCUAGAGUAAGUCUCCGAUUUUGGCCAAACUGUCAGAAAACAUCGUCCGCAAGGUGUAACUCAUUUUAAUCGUCGCCAUGGGACGUAUAUUCUUGAGUCACCUGGGGGGAACCAGACUGUUUUCCUGUGCCAGUUGUGACACGCCUCUCACCAAUAGAGCUGAACUGAUCUCUACACGCUUCACAGGAGCCACAGGCCGAGCAUUUCUCUUCAACCGAGUGGUCAAUCUAAACUACAGUGAAGUUCAGGACAGAGUCAUGUUGACUGGCAGGCACAUGGUCAGAGAUGUCUGCUGUAAAAACUGCGAUGCCAAGCUGGGAUGGAUUUACGAGUUUGCUACAGAGGAUAACCAGAAGUACAAGGAAGGGCGAGUAAUCCUGGAGCGCGCUCUUGUGACGGAGAGUGAAGGUUUUGAGGAACAUGUUGGUGAAGACCGGAACUGACUGAGAUUUUGGUUCUGUUUAUUAAACUGAACGUAGCUCUGAAACUAUGUGUCCCAUGUGUGAGGUAUACAUGCAGUGUGUACAUGUAUAUGCACAUGUUUGACAGCAGGUAGGCAUGUCAGUAUGCAGUAUCAGCAUUUCAUGCCAUGGAAUGUUGUUGUGUUCGUCAUGGUGUACAUUCUGUUCUCAUGAAAGUACACAGAUUUGAAUUGUCACACAUUGUCAUCUGCAAUGUGGCGAUGGAAGAAAAAAACUGGUCGCUGAUCAUAGAAAUAUGAAUACGCAGAAUCAGCAUUUUCUCGCCGUGUUUGGUUGUAUUCAUUGUUCUUUUCAUCGGCCUUGAAAGAGUAGAGAUUAGAGUUGUUACACAUUGUGGCAUACAGACUGAGAAAAAAAAUGAAUCUUCAUGUACUGAUUGCAGGCAUGUGAAUAUGUAUUACUAACAGUUUCAUGCCAUAUCUUUUUGUAUUCAUACUGAGGUACAGUUACUCUGAUACGAAAGAGAACAGAUUUGAGUUGUUACUCUUUGUGGUCUGUAGUGUGGCGGAAAAAUGAAGUUGUUCAUGGCUGACGUGAAUAUGAAAUAUCAGCAUUUUCAUGCCUUGCCUGUCAUGUUCAUGAUAUAAAACACUCAUAAAUACUUACGAAAGGCAGAUUUGAAUUGUUACAUUGUUGAUGGGAAAGAAAAGAGAAACUGAAGUUACAGAUGGCAAAGAUGCCUCAUUGCUGAAGUAAAGAGAAACAAUUAAUGCAUUACAUACAUGCAGAUGUAUAGAUUUUCUUCUGAAAUGAUUUGUUAUUAGUGAUAUAACACAAUUGGAAGUCUUGUUUGUGAUCUCUAAAGGAAGGCGAUGUAGUGAACAGAAAUCAUCAGUUAAGAGUGCUGUUUAAUGUCGGGGCAUUAUAAUUUAUUAUUAUAUGAGCAGGUUGAACCUGGGAAUGUCAGCGGGACACCUGCGGAUGGCCAUGGGCUUCCCUGCUAAACUCUGGGCAGUUUCCACCCUGCUGGCUGCUGUGACAUGUUCUUGAGUAGGAGAUAAAGCAAUAUUCAGGUACAUAAAUUUCAUGAAGCCCUAGGGUGUUACUGGGGAAGGCCUGUUUCAAUAUUGAUGGAAUAAUAGUAGUAGUCUGUGGAAGUUCAGAAUAUGAGGGUGUACAUGCCACUACUUGGAUAUGGCAGCUGUAGGUCUACAUGCAUUGAUUAUAUGCAUUGAUUAUGCAUAUCUCCAUAUUCAUAUUUAUCCUUGUACAAAGUGAAUGAUGUCACUUAAUUGUCAGAAGGUGAGCUCAAGCCCUAGUGUUCAGUACAAUAUGCAGCUGUAGAGGGAAGCUCUCCAAGUGAGAGUAUGGAGGUGUUGCCUGCAAGCCAACUGAAUAGAUACACCCACUAUCUCAUACUCCAGAGCAGGGUUUGAUGAUAGUAGUAUUGUCUAGACAGAAGGGAUGGGUGACAUGAAUUUAGCUUUCUAUUUACCUGGCAUAGCACAGCCUACCUGUUGUGAUGUGUGGUCAAGCUCAAAUUCUGUCAGUGUCUUACAACAUAUAUAUCUGCAGUGUUAGCUGUAUGUCACAUUACUCUAGACAGCAACUUGUUUGUUGUGUUAUUAAAGUUAGACUAUGAGCUCAGCUGUGUGGCCAACAGUUCUGUUUGCUGCAUGUAUUUUAUGGUGAAAACUAUUGAAAUACUUGUCUGUUAAUUAUAAUCAUAUUGUAGACAAAUAAUGCUCCCUGCACAUGUAUACUGUGAAUGUGUGUACUAUAAUGGUAUGAAACAAAGAUACAGAGAGACUGCAGUACAUGAGGUAUUUAAAAGUAAGUCAGAGUGCUUCAUAAUGCCGUAGAAACAUGUUUUUGUUUUAUCUUUAGAUCUCAUUAGUACAUGUAUUUUUCACACAUUUUAUUGAAAUGGUAACCUUACUACACAUAUUGUAAUGUACACCCUGAUCUUAUUUUCUGAUUUUUGACACACCUGGUCUGCUUUUUUUAGCCAAUAUACAUCUAAUAGUACUAGGAAUAAUUAGUUUCUUUUUUUUCACAUGAUUAGUCCAACUAAUGAACAAUAGAUAUAAACAUAUACCUUUACUUUUCCCCAAAACUGGGAGAGAGAUGCAAUUCUUGGCUUUCAGCACUACUAAUAUGUCCUAAAAAUUAGAAGAAUUAGAGUAUCAUCAAAUUACAUAAGUGCAUGGCUGUAUCAGUUUGAUAUAUGUACGUACUAUUUUGUACUUCCGAUUUUAGCAGGAAG